This is a messenger RNA of Oreochromis niloticus (Nile tilapia), 1965 nucleotides long. RefSeq names its product forkhead box L1 (gene foxl1). The record is from RefSeq and is a predicted model, not a curated record. Gene Ontology annotation, molecular function: RNA polymerase II cis-regulatory region sequence-specific DNA binding; DNA-binding transcription factor activity, RNA polymerase II-specific. Gene Ontology annotation, biological process: regulation of transcription by RNA polymerase II; anatomical structure morphogenesis; cell differentiation. Lineage: Eukaryota; Metazoa; Chordata; Actinopteri; Cichliformes; Cichlidae.
ACUGUUUAUGAUGGACAAUUUAUUUCCCAGUGCAAAGUCAACAUAACACAGCAAACGUACAACAAUUAUUAACAUUUUUCUGGGGCCCUCAUGAGGCUGGAGAGUCAGUCAGUGGAGGAGUGGAGCUCCGGGAGCAGGCUCAACUUUCCCCGGGACACACUGCGGCUUUCCCGGCGUCAUGACUCUCUACCACGGCCGUCUGCCGUCGCUCGGAGUGACAUCUUCGGCUUUGAGCCUCUCCGCCCCGCUGAUCUACCUGUACGGAGGAGACAGCAGCGGGGUCGUGCCCACCGCCCUGAGCUUUGUGCCGGCCCGCCAGGAGCCCCCGCAGAAGCCGCCCUACAGCUACAUCGCGCUCAUCGCCAUGGCCAUCAAGAGCGCACCGGAGCAGCGCGCCACGCUCAGCGGCAUCUACCAGUUCAUCAUGGACCGAUUCCCCUUCUAUCACGACAACAAGCAGGGCUGGCAGAACUCGAUCCGUCACAACUUGUCCCUGAACGACUGCUUCAUCAAGGUGCCCCGGGAGAAGGGCCGGCCGGGCAAAGGCAGCUACUGGACGCUGGACACCAAGUGUCUGGAUAUGUUUGAAAACGGCAACUACCGCCGGAGGAAGAGGAAGGCGAAGUGUCAGCAGGAGGCUCUGGACUCAGUGCCCAAAGCCACCGGGCACAAGCGCACCAAGGGCCACGGGCAACCCAGAGACCCUCAGACCUCCCCGAAACAUCAAGCUGGCUCGAGGGUAACAGAAGCACCCGCGAGGGAUGAGGAUGAGGAGGAGGAGGCGGCGAGGGGGACGCCCGCAGACAGGAAUCAUAUUCUUGGCGAGUUGAAUCCCGCGGAACAGCCGCAGAGUCCCUCCACGCAGAGACUUAAAGUGCCCCCCAACCAACAUAGCAGUCAGGCCGCCGGCAGGGAGCUUCACGCCCCACAGCCCGAGCCAUGCUCCGCGCCGAAACGCGCUGCGCUGUGGACGGACGACGCUCAUCUCCCAGACGAGACCCGUGACCCGAAAUCAGAGGAGAGGAAGUCUGCGUUCAGCCAAAGAGAAAGAGGUCCUCUCUGCACCGUCAGCUGCUCAGGAAACACAAACUUGGCCGCACCUGCGCCAGACAGGCCGAAGGGGAACACACUGAGCAGGGACAAAUCCAAAGGUUUCAGCAUAGACAGCAUUUUAGCGAAGAGCGAGGACGAAAUACGAGGCAGCAUCCUCGGCCUGCCGGCCGAGACAUGCGCACAGGGCCAAAGUCCGGCUUUCAGCGCGUCCGUGGUCCUCGGCGCGCGUCAGCAUCAGUUGUACCAGAUGGGAUUCCCUUUCUGCUCUUACCUGUCGCUCUCCUACCCUGACAAAGUGCUGCAUUUUAAAUGACCAGCAGACUUUCGUGCGUUUUACGCACCAAAUGCGUAAAAGUGUAAAGUCUGUGUUUAGCUUUACACGCAGAGACACGAAACAGGAUCUCUGCCAUCAUCUACUUUAAUGUUCGGACAAAAUUUAACAAAGAGCAUCAAGAAGACUUUUAUCUCCAUCUUUACGCAUGCGUCAUUUUCAGGUUUGUGAUUAUAUUCAGUUUUUUCCUCCCAAAUCUGUUGCUCCUCAGAAAUUAUGGCUGCACAAAACAUAAUGCUCAGUACAAUAAAAGGCUCUGAAAAAGGAUGUCGUCCCUGCCAUGUAAAUAUUUACGCAUAUUCUCAUAUGCUACACUUUGCUCAUGAUGGUGAAACCCCAUAAAGCAAGAACAGUGCGUAAUUUAAAAAAGAAUUUUAAUUGUCGUGACUGGGCCUGAAGAUGCCGUACAAUAUGAAGUUUAGUACUCAGUAAUGAUGUAACCAAAACCUAUUAUUAUUUUCCACUCUGCUCUGGAUUUGAACAUUUAUUUUACUGCAAAAUAAAAUUUAGCCAAAAAUGUUGACGUGAUUUAUUUUAAAUUGUGGUACGAAAGAAUAAAUAGAAACACUGCUGGAAAACUG